Molecule: messenger RNA, 944 nt
Organism: Hipposideros armiger (great roundleaf bat)
Lineage: Eukaryota; Metazoa; Chordata; Mammalia; Chiroptera; Hipposideridae
Gene: DCTPP1
Product: dCTP pyrophosphatase 1
Exons: 3
Coding region: 288-800 (170 amino acids)
Biological process (GO): dCTP catabolic process; DNA protection
Cellular component (GO): cytosol
Molecular function (GO): dCTP diphosphatase activity
Source: RefSeq, a predicted model, not a curated record
GGCCUUCUGCCCUUUGUCUCUUCCCUGAGCGGAAUCUGGUACCUACACCUUUAAAAUGAUUAGCCAAGACUGAGGAAUUCCAGGGCAGAUGCCCAGGAGCGCAUGCUUGAAGCUAGCUCAGAUUGGUCCAGUCCGGGUAAGGGGCGGGCUAUAGCAAACGCCACAUAGGAGACUGGUCUUUCCUGUGGCUCCGCAAACGCCUGUGAUUGGUCAGGGCCUCUGGAGGCGGGCUCCGAGGGAAGCGCGAGGUUCUCCAGUGCAAUCUGUACUACAGCGCGGUGGGCGACAUGUCCGGGGAGGGCGGGCAGAAGCGCGGAGACACAGAGAGAGAAGACACUGGUGCCACCGGCCCCUUCAGCUUCAGCCCGAAGCCCACGCUCGAGGAUAUCCGUCGCCUCCAUGCUGAGUUUGCCGCUGAAAGAGACUGGGAGCAGUUCCACCAGCCUCGGAACCUCCUCCUGGCCUUGGUGGGAGAAGUAGGGGAGCUGGCAGAGCUCUUUCAGUGGAAGCCCGAUGCGGAGCUUGGCCCCCAAGCCUGGCCCCCUAAGGAACAGGCAGCCCUACAAGAGGAGCUCAGUGACGUCCUCAUCUACCUGGUAGCAUUAGCCGCCCGUUGCCGCGUGGACCUGCCCCAGGCAGUGCUUUCCAAGAUGGACACCAACCGGCGACGCUACCCAGCACAUCUAUCCCGCGGCUCUUCCCGCAAGUACACAGACCUGCCCCACGGGGCCACUUCUAACGACCAGGCUGUGGGGACUGCAGAUCCAGCUUGUGAGUCCACAAAUCAGGCCUCCACCUAGAAUUAUGGGCCCAGGCCCUACACCUCAGCACAGCAUCACAGGUCAUCAACCUAGGGGCCCCGCUUCCUGAAAUCUGAGGCUCAAGAACCUCUGGGAGACAGCCUCCUGGGACUUUUCUCACUCAAUAAAAGUGUUGUGUAACGA